Pediculus humanus corporis (human body louse) is the source of this 3765-nucleotide messenger RNA. RefSeq lists its product as uncharacterized. The record is from RefSeq and is a predicted model, not a curated record. Lineage: Eukaryota; Metazoa; Arthropoda; Insecta; Psocodea; Pediculidae. The coding region runs from base 1 to 3765 and encodes 1254 amino acids. The transcript has 2 exons.
AUGAGAGACAUUCAAGAAAGUUACAUUUUAAAAACGGACGAAAUAGAGGGAAGAAAAAAAAAAUCUAAAAAUUAUAAUCCGGAGCAAGAUAAUAAUAACUGCAAUUGUUAUACUCCAGAACAAAUUAAAUUACAUCAUUAUCAUUGUCCGAUGGAAAAAAAAUUAUGUCCGAUUCAUCAUGGAGAAAAUAUAAAACGUAAAAUAUCAUCCGAAGUGGGUUCCCUAUGUCCCAAAACCCUUAAAGAGGGUUUGUUUAAUCCUUUUCAUUCGGUUGGAACCCCCCAAUGUUAUUCGACAUCAGAUUAUUAUUCAAAAACUCAUUUACUCAAAUACGAAUUAGUUAAAAACAAAGAAGUGCAAACGAAUAUAAGCGAUUUUAAAAAAUUAGAUUUAAAUAUCGAAUCGAGAAAUACAUUAAUUAAAUCGAGUAAAAAAACAAUUUCAAUUAAAUCCGAUAAAAUAAAAAAAUAUAAAAAAUGUUUUUAUUCGCCCUGUGAAUCUUUGGCUCGUGUUUCGAUAAAUAAAAAAUUAGGAAACGAUUUAGAAGAAAAAAUAUCGAUUAAAUCAAAAGAUACGUUAAGUUCUUAUAACGAUAAUUUAAAUCUAUCGAAUGAUGUUUGCGAUUUAAAAAGGAAAAAAAUCAAAGAUGUUAAUUAUAAUAAUAAUGAUUUUGAAUGUUAUUAUUACAACGAAGAUAAAUCAUAUUUACAAAAUAAAAUUGGAAUUAUUAAAACGACAGAAGAUGGAGGAGAUGGAGAAGAAGAAGAAGAAAAAGAAAAAGGAUUUGAUGAUGAUGAUGUUGAUUUACGUUGCAAUUAUCAUUUACAAAACGAAUUAAAAAAUUCCGAUAGUAAUUAUUGUCAACCAUUUUUUGUUUAUCCCUCUAGUUUAUUAGAAAUGGGUUUGAAAAAAUUAAGUCUUUCGAAAAAUAAAAAUUCCGACAAAAAUAAUUCGAUGGAAAAAACUAAAAAAACGAGUAAAAAAUCUGUAAGCGAAAAUUUCGAUAAUAAUAAUGAUGUCGUCGGCGAUAAUUCUAAAAAAUUUGAAAAUCGUGAAACGGAUAAUGAAAGUUUUCCAUCUGAUAGUAACGAAUCUGUUUUUUUCACGCCAUUUUUAUUGGUGCCCAAAGGUUCGGAUACGGAUAAAAAAGAAAAACACCCGGUGGAAAAAGAAGUUCAAACCAAUGAUGCUCAUCCUAAAAAAAGUACGUUGAGGAAAUUUUCAUCUGAAACGCAUCCAAAGUCAAUAACCUCGCGUGAUAAUCAAGAAUCUGUCAAAGAACUAUCAAAAGAUAUUGGUACCAAUACCAGUACUAAAUGUUUAGUGACACCACGAAUCGAAUCAAAAGGUGAACUUCGUACUCCGACCAGUUCAAAAACUGACAAUAUGCAAAAAAGAAGUAAACCCUGUUUCAAAGAUGCAAGCACUCAAUUUCCCAGUCACAAACUUUCCAUUUUACCAAUGGUAAGUUCGGAACAUUCAAAGAGUGAAAUAAAACCAACUUUAAGAAAAAUGCCUGUUGAAAAACCGACAAAAGAAAAGGAAGAGCCUGUUAAUUCGGUGAAAAAAUAUAAAAGUACAAUGGGAGUUCAAACGGAUUCUUCUCACAUUGCUUUCGAAAGUGAUAAAAAACAUAAGAAUACAAAAGCAGCACAAACGGAAUCAACUCAUACAGUAAAUAACAUUUUGGGAAAUGAUUCAAAACAUCAGGAUACAAAAGCAGCACAAACGAAUUUGCCGGAAAAUUUAGAAACUCCCAGAAGUGAAACAUCGAUUGAAGAAGAAACGACAAAUAUUAAAUAUCAAAAGAGAUCCCCUAUGGUACCUAUGGUACCGACGACGCAAAACACAGCACCGGAAACCCCACCAAAAACAUCAAUGAAAACGAUACAAACUGAUUUUUCUUACGUGGCAGGAGAAGGAGGAAGAGUACCUCACGGAUGUUAUUGCGAAGAAUUAACACAAACUGAAAAUAAUGAAACUUUAACAAUUUUCCCUCCUUCUCAUAAAAAUCGUAGAGCUCUAUUAAUGAAUAACGACGGUGAUACAAAUUCGGAAAAUCCAUUAUGUACGGAUUUGGAUAAAUCAUUUUCCGAAAGUCAGGUAUCCGAAUUAAAAAUGUUUGGUCAAGUUAAAGAGGGUAAAAAAAUUCUUCAGGUUGAUUUUGAAAGACAUCAGAAAACAAAUUGUACGAUAUCAACGAAUACAUCGAAAGCAAACGACAGCAAUUCUUUUGAUUCAAAUGAUGGUAAAUUACCGGAAACUCCCAUUCAAAUCACAUCAUUUUCAACGGAAAAAGCAAAUCCCUCUCCCGUUUCCGAUUUGAGUGAUUUAAUUAAAAUAAUCGAUCGGUGUUUUGAUAAAAUGACAGAAUUUAAAGAAGGUGGACGAUGUCAAUGUUUUGUCAAUUCGAACAGCGAAUUUUACGAAAAAACAAAUUUGGAAAAAAAUUCCCAACAAGUUAACAUACGGCAAAGCGUGCCGCUUAAUAAACAAUCAAAUACAUCCGAAGUACUCAUAUGUAAAAUAUGUUUAAAUAAAAUUAAAAUUUUCACCGAAGAUAAAAGCACGACCACCGAAAAUGAAAUGAAUGGCACAACCGCGAGAAAGGUACAAAAUAACACGGAUUCGAAAUCGUCCAUAUCGGGAGAACAGAAAAGGGUACGGGAUAGUUCGAUUCCGGUUCCGCGAAAACCACCCCCAGUUUCCGAUUUGAGUUCAUCAUCGGGUUCGAGAUUGCCCCCAAAUUUAAAAAAAUCACCGGAAAAUUUAACCGGGGAUAAAAAUUCUGUGGCAUUUAAUGAAGGAACGAAAAAAAAUUCCAAUCAGGGAUUCGAAAAGAAACCUAAUUCAAAACCAUCUUCCAGGAGUCACUCUCAAACAAAUUCUAAUACCUCAAAGAACACCGGAAAUGAUUCAAACGAUAAACAAAUCCCUUCGACAUCGAAAUCAAACGUUGAACAACAGCGAAAACCUCCGAGAUCCAGUAAAUCCCACAGCAAUUCAUUUACUUAUUCCGUUAUCGUAUCACCCAUGUGGCCCAAACAAAUGUUACAUAAUUUACAAGAAAAAGCGAUAAAACAUUUGUGUAAAAAAAAACAAGGGAAAAAAUAUAAAACGUUAUCGAACGAAGAUGGUGGUAGUAGAACAACAACAACAACAAGAAGGCAUCGUUUAAAAGAAAAUUUAUUAAACGAUGAUGAAAUAAAUGAAAAUUCAUGUUUUAUUUUACGUCCGACAAAAUCCGAAUGUUGGUCUCAUAAUUACGUUGAAGAAAAUGUCGAAUAUGACGAAUGCGUUAAUACAAACACGACGACGACGAGUUGUAGUAGUAAAAAUCGUAAAAUAAAAAGUGCAAAUUUUUUUUGGAUCCCUGCUUUUUCGACAAAUGAUUCAUUGAAUAACGCCGCCGCCGCCGCCGCCAUAUGUCAAAAUGAACCUUUAAAACAUAGAGAAAAACAUAAGGAAAAAACCGGAAGUAGAGAAAAAAAACAACAUGGAGGAUUCAAUAAUGAAACAUGUUAUGGGGAUCACGUGGAUUCAGAUAGCGUACAUUCAUCGUAUGUUUUCGAAGAGGAUAAAUUAUAUACAAAAUCAUGUGCAAGCAUAAUACAAGAUAUAUUAACGUAUUUUCAUGAAAAAACCAAUAAUUCUAGACCGUUGGAAAAUAUUAAUGAAAAAGAUGGCGAUGAAGUGACAGGAGAACAAACUGAUUUUACACAAUCGAAUGAUGAUGAUGAUGAUACUUCUGAAAAUGAAUCGUGA